GGAGUGGGAAGAGGAGACGGUGUUGCGGACUAGGCUCUAGAUCUAGCUAGGAAACAUGAUAUCAGAAGGAGGUUCGUUUAUGCGGGGCAUGUUGAUAGGGGGAGGCUUCUGUGUAGUCAUUACACUUCUGGGACAUAUUAAAGUUGGACAUGAACAAGGCAUUUCCCAUGAGCAUCAUCACAUUCAGGCACCAGAUAAGGAGGAAGUGAAGAAGCUCUCGGAAUCUGAACGCUUGGAACUUAGUCAUAGCAUGCAAGUGUAUUGUAUAAUUCUUGUCAGGCCUAAAGACUUAAGUCACUGGGCUGCAGUCCGUGAAACCUGGAGCAAACACUGUGACAAAGCUGACUACUAUAGCUCGGAGCCUAUGAAAGUGUUUGAGUCCAUCUCUGUCGACACCAAUGACCUGUGGGCGAUGAUGAGAAAAGCCAUCCAGAUGACUUACGAAAACAACAAGAAUGCGUACAACUGGUUCUUUAUUUGCACACCUUCCACCUUUGCAGUGAUUGAAAACCUUAAAUACUUCCUGCUUCAAAAGGAUCCUUCUCAGCCUUAUUACCUCGGGCACACUGUGAAAUCCGGAGACUUGGACUACGUUGACAUCGCUGGUGGAAUUGUGUUAAGCAUUGAGUCGCUGCAUCGUCUUUUCUCCAUUUUUAAGGAACCGGAGAAGUGUCCAGAGCAGGGCGGCUUAAUAUUCAAAAUGUCUGAGGACAAGCAGUUAGCCAUGUGUCUCAAAUACAAGGGGGUCUUGGCAGAGAAUGCAGAAGACUCAGAAGGUAAAAAUGUCUUCAACACAAAAUCCGUUGGCACGCUUAUUCAAGAAACCAUGGCCAACAAUCCCCAAAAAGUGGUGGAAGGAUGCUGCUCAGACAUGGCAAUAACUUUCAGUGGUAUAUCACCCAACUUCAUGCACGUCAUGAUGUAUGGCGUAUACAGACUGAGAGCUUAUGGACACAGUUUCAAUGACGCUCUCGUUUUCCAUCCCAAACCUGACUCAGACAAUGACUGAUGUUUGGGAAUCAUGGCCGUCAUCACUUCUCACUGGGAUUUUUUUUUACAGUAAAAAAAAAAUAUGUUGAUUGUACCAAUAUCAAAAUUGCAUUAGAAGGAUUUGUGGUUUUCUUUUUUUUCUUGUUGCUAUUUUGUUUUGGUCAAGAUUAUUUAACUGAAAAAAAAUGUUUGGGGUCACAACCUGAUCAAAGUAUUUGUGAAAUUUAGAGUUGGUGCAUUUGGUUUGCACACAAGAUACAAGUCCGUUCCGCCUGACCGUCGUGGUGCAUUACUUGUUGGCUCGUAAUGAGAUUGUACAAAAUUUUUACACACUGACAAUUUUUGCACUCAAAGUCUAUUUUUAUAACUCCGUGGAAGAUGGCUGCGCAUUCAGUUUUUUAUGUAAAGUGAGCUUUUAAAAGAUUUUUUUUGGGGGGGGGGGAUGCUCCCUGUGGGAGGCUAAUCGUGCUUCAAGUUUUAGUGGGCAUGACCCAAGAAUCAGCAGCCUUCAAGUUCCAGUUGAAGUCCCAGCAUCCUUGAAUUCAGGGUAAUAGCUGGCAGGUCACAGAAGGGUCCUUAAUGUAACCCAGUAUCAUUGCCAAAUUUUCACUUUGUUAUUCUAACCUUCUCAGUGUACUCCAUAUUGAAGGCUAAUACCCGCCCCCCUGCACAUAGAAUUGGUAUCAGUGAAUAAUAAAAAGAAUCCCCCACAGUAUUCUUAUUAGAACUUUUUUUUAGAAAGGAAAUAAAAGGAAUUUCUAUUGUGGUUAUAAAUGAAAAAGGGCAAAGAUUUUCGGUGCACAGACCAGAACAUUUGAUGAUCUAGUACAGUUAGAGUGCUGAAAAACAAACGGUAUGGAUUAGUAUACUGAACGAGACCAUGUUAUAGCGUAACUGCAUGGUAAGAUUUAUCUCAAAAAAAGGAGAAUCUUUACUUUUUAAGCUGUGUACAUUGCCUCAAUACCACAUCUUUAAAGGAACAGCAAAAAAAGGCAAGUGUUUUAAAGUUAUAAAAAUAUAAAGUACUGUUGCCCUGCACAGGUUAUACUGGUGUGUUUGCUUCACAAAGACUGCUAAUAAACUGCUGUGUAGCCCCUAGGGCACCCAUUCGAGCUAGAAAAAGUAGAAAAGCCAUUGGUUACAUAAGCUCUAUAGAAUACAAUGGUGUUUUACAGAGCUAUCCAUUAUCUGCUGUUACAUGUGCCAUUUAGCCCUAUUUCAAUUUAAACAGCUACCCCCUUCCCCAUUGGUGCACAGCAGCUUUGAUUAUAUAAGCUAUAGUAGGCUUUCUGAAGCAAACACAGUGCAGGGUAACAGUACAUAAUAUUUUAAUUAUUAUGAUACAUUUUCAUUGUUUUGAUGUUACUGAUCCUUUAACAUAUUUUGGGGCAAUUAUUUUUACCCCCACUGUGUCAAUUCUGAAUCAGAUCCUAAGAAAUCCCUUGUAGGCAGUGGGCCAGAGUGGAACACUGUAGUAGCAGUUUAUACGGUAAGUGGUAGGGAUCAAUUACUAGCAAUUGCCAUUACCACCGAUGCCUUAAAAAUGAAUGGUAAUUUGCAUUACUAUAACCAUAAUAAAAUGAUGCAUUCUUUCCCAGAUAUCCCUUAUAAUGUAUGUAUGUUUUGCACUUAUAAGUGCUUGGCAGUUUUUUUGAUACAAUAUACCCAAUAUUCUUAAGACAAUAUAUUAAUGGAGUAGAUACUUUUGCCCUGAAAUCUUUCUGAUUUCAGUCCCCCUACUAAUGCUUUCAGGUUGGAAUUUGCCUAAUUGAGGUUGCCUGCUCUAUUAUAAAGAUGGCUAGAGCCCCACCUGCAAGGCCUAUGAUACAUGGAGUGAUUUGGGGGCAUAUUUCCUGCCCCUUUUUUCAUUGUCUUAAAAUGUGCAUGAAAAUGCCCCUGCCACUCUCACUGUGUUGUAAAGCAAUUGCCUGCAAACUCUGGCACCGCUGGCUUUCAUGCAUCAAAUUCAUCUGUGCACUAUAGCUGGUCAUUUCAUACCAUUGCCAUUAAAAAUGAUCAAAUGCAAAGGGCAAGAGGAAUUUAGAUUUCUGUCUUUUAGCCUUUUGCUUUAAUUUCCAUCUGCCUUAGUGCAGUGACCUACUGUUCCUUUCCAGUGACGUACAUGUACACAAUAGAAACUAUUGCCUUCAAAGACAACUGAUAGUAUAGCACCACCAAACACCAUAAAGACACUUUAUUUUCAGGAAAGAUAAGAAGAACUUGAUAUUUUGAUGCCAUAUAUUUAAUAUCUAAUAAAACCAAACUAUUCCGGGCGUGUUCCCUUCACUCCAAGGAGAGACUCAUCUGAAGACAUUUUGGGGGUGGCAAUGUCAUAGGUACAAUGAAGAAUUAGGGUAUUCUAUUUGGGGUAUUGAUAUUUUGCUAUAUAUUGUCUUGGUAUGGGGAAAUGUAAUGGGAUUUCUUGUAAAGAUUAAAAUAUUUGUAACUUUUUAAAAUCUGGGUAAUGUAAAACUAUAUAUAAAAUAAUAAAAUCUAUUUUAUAUUAA
This is a messenger RNA of Xenopus tropicalis (tropical clawed frog), 3497 nucleotides long. It is a transcript of the gene c1galt1c1, whose product is annotated as C1GALT1 specific chaperone 1. Gene Ontology annotation, biological process: protein O-linked glycosylation. NCBI's taxonomy places the organism in Eukaryota, Metazoa, Chordata, Amphibia, Anura, Pipidae. The record is from RefSeq and is marked provisional. Gene Ontology annotation, cellular component: membrane.